This is a messenger RNA of Solanum dulcamara, 1979 nucleotides long. RefSeq names its product acyl carrier protein 3, mitochondrial. Gene Ontology annotation, molecular function: acyl binding; acyl carrier activity. The record is from RefSeq and is a predicted model, not a curated record. Gene Ontology annotation, cellular component: mitochondrion. The transcript is spliced from 3 exons. The coding region runs from base 1312 to 1713 and encodes 133 amino acids. NCBI's taxonomy places the organism in Eukaryota, Viridiplantae, Streptophyta, Magnoliopsida, Solanales, Solanaceae. Gene Ontology annotation, biological process: fatty acid biosynthetic process.
GGAAUGGUUUGUUUUGUUUUCUAUAGUAUUUGUGGUUUGAUAUGUUUUUCCUUGAACUGAGGGGUCUAUCAGAAAUAGUUUCUUUACCCACCAAGAUAGAUAAGAUUUGGGUAUACUUUACCUUCCUCAAACCCCAAUUGUGGGUUUACAAUGGGUGUUGUUUUUGUUGUUGUUGCUUUGGUGUAUAAUGGGUGUUAUAAAGUUAACAUUUUUGAGUUUUUUUCAAUGGUUGUUAUGAAAGUUAUUAUUUUGGAUUUGGUUCUUUGAUUUUUAAUGCUUCCUUUGUUCCCUUUUUAUGUGAUGGAGUUUGAGUGUGCACGGAGUUUAAGAAAGAUAAGACUAUUAAAAUUUUAUGCUCCAAAACAAUUCAUAGGCAUUUGUGUGAAUCAGUACUUCAAGUUUUAAUCUUUAGUGGGUCAAUGAAAACCAACCUUGAUUAAAAAAAAAAGUAGUAAUAUUUAGUGGGGCUAUUCAAAAAAAAAAAAAUCGAGUUUGGUGCUUUGGUCUAUAAUGGGUGUUAUAAAGUUAACAUUUUAAGUUUUUCUGCUAAUGGGUGUUAUGAAAUUUUGGAUUUGGUUCUUUGAUUUUUGAUGCUCCCUCCAUUCCCAUUUGGCCAUUUUAUGUGUCGGUGUUUGACUGUGCAUGGAGUUUAAGAACGAAACACUUUUAAAACUUAUGCAAUAUAACAACUCAUAGACAUUUGUAUGCUUAUCAUUUAAAGUUAAAUUGUUUCUAAAUAUAGAAAGUUGUCAUUUUGAUGUCGGUUCUUUUAUAUGGAUUUUGGAAGCAUCACUAGGCGAUUUUGUUACCCUUUUAAAAUCGGAGUUUGGCUGUUGAUAUAUAAUCUGAUAGAUACCCUUCACUUGUUUUCCUUGGUAUUAUGCUGCUUUUCUUUUAGGCAAUAAGCUUCAGUAGUUCUGAAUUUUUCAUCUGAUUCAUAGGCAAGCUUGAAAUUAGUUUAAUGGGUAAUAUUAAGGGGUUAGGAUCAUUCGUUGUCGUGUGUAACACAAGCAAAGGCGGAUCUAUGAUUUGAAUUUUAUGGGUUCCUACAACAACGUCAAGUAAAUAUACAAUAAUAACUAGGUUCACAGUCAAUUAUUUAUAGAUAAUUAGUGGAAUCCUUAAUACAUAUAUAGGGUCUGUGAAAGAAGCUACUGGUUCCUGUGAGCCCGUAUAAUAGUACACAUUGUUUUCACCACUGAAGGCAAGAACGACAUCAUUUCCUGGAGCAAGUAAGAGAAUUAUAUUUUCAGGGCUGAUGGCAGAGGAAAAAUCUCUUAAGGCAUUCAAGUUCGAAAAAAGUAGUUCAAAAUGCAAAGCUUUAGAUCAUCUAUUCUGAAGUAUGUGCGGGUUAGGGUCCCAUUGCAAGUAGUAUUAUCUCAAGCUAAAGGCCAGAGUGCAUUAAAUAUACUCAAUUUGCAAAUACGCACCUGUAGCAAUUCUGGUGCCACCAAUCAGGAUCAGAUAAAGGAACAGGUGCUUAACCUGGUGAAGAAAUUUGACAAGAUUGAUGCAACCAAGGUUACUGAGAGUGCUGAUUUCCAGAAGGACUUGAGCCUAGACAGCUUAGAUAGAGUGGAACUUGUCAUGGCUUUUGAACAAGAAUUCUCGAUUGAAAUACCUGAUGAAGAGGCAGACAAGCUUAAAUGUUGUGCCGAUGUUGCUCAGUAUAUCAUUUCUGGAGCUGAGAAGAAAGCUCGGGAGAGUUCAUAAAGUAACUUAUUAGUUAUCCCGAGGAGAAGAUAUCAUGUCAUCGGAAUAGACAAGGUUUCUUUUGGAACAUUUCUCCUGGAUAGUUUUUUUGUCUGAUAAGUUGUUGAAUCCCAGGAUUACAUCGUCCUCAACUUCUUCUAGCUCGUCUUUUAGUUUUUGUUAAUCUGUGUGAAUGAUUGCUACAUUUACGCACCCCAGAUUUUAGUUAUUGAUUCUGCAGUAAAUACAAUUUAUGCUGUUACUUUAAUAUGUUGAAAUUUUGUGCA